Molecule: messenger RNA, 1024 nt
Organism: Tachyglossus aculeatus (Australian echidna)
Lineage: Eukaryota; Metazoa; Chordata; Mammalia; Monotremata; Tachyglossidae
Gene: TMEM229B
Product: transmembrane protein 229B
Exons: 4
Coding region: 223-945 (240 amino acids)
Source: RefSeq, a predicted model, not a curated record
GGGCCCGGCUGCUUAGCCCGGCGCCCGCCGGCGGGAUCGGGAUUGGGAGCGGGAUUGGGAUCUGGAGCGGGAUCGGGAUCGGGAUCGGCGGUGUCCGGGGUCUUCCUCUGAGUCCGCCGCCUCCGUCUUCGGCGCCGCCGGCCGGGACCCAUGGAACACGCACGCACACUCACUCCCACGCGUGUGCCCGCAGCACCGAGGAUCUCGUAGGCGCUCAGGCUGAUGCCUACCCGCAGGCGUGAGGAUGGCAGCGGGCCCCGGCACUGUGCCAGGAAGGAGGCCGGCCUGGGCCUCUUCUGGACCUCGAGCCUGAUGUCUGAACUCCGCAGAGCAUCCACGGGUGUGACAAGUGCAGUGGACUUUAUAUCAUCCCGGGGGCCGACUGAUGUUAGAAGAGACCCAACUCCUGCCCAGGGUCCCGGGCGGGGCCCCGGGGUCGGCAUGGCUUCGGCGGAGCCCCUGACCGCUCUCUCCCGCUGGUACCUCUACGCCAUCCACGGCUACUUCUGCGAAGUGAUGUUCACGGCGGCCUGGGAGUUCGUGGUGAACUGUAACUGGAAGUUCCCGGGCGUCACCAGCGUCUGGGCCCUGUUCAUCUACGGCACGUCCAUCCUCAUCGUGGAGAAGAUGUACCUGCGCCUGAGGAGCCGCUGCCCCCUCUUAGUGCGCUGCCUCAUCUACACGCUGUGGACCUACCUGUGGGAGUUCACCACGGGCUACAUCCUCCGCCAGUUCAACGCCUGCCCGUGGGACUACUCUCAGUUCGACUUCGACUUCAUGGGCCUCAUCACCCUGGAGUACGCGGUGCCCUGGUUCUGCGGGGCCCUCAUCAUGGAGCGCUUCAUCAUCCGCAACACGCUGCGCCUCCGCUUCGACCAGCGCGCCGAGCCGGGCGGCCCCGGGGCCCCGCUGGCCCUGGCCAACGGCCACGUCAAGACAGACUGAGCGGGCCCCGUCCGGGGCCGUGGAGGCUGCCAGGGACUGGGGGGGCCCCCUCCCACCCAUUCCUCCUCCCACCCCUCCC